AUGUCUUUCGGAUUCGGAGGGUUCGGACAAAACAAUCAGCAGAGCUCCGGCUUCGGUACCGGCUCUAGCUUCGGAGGCACAAGUACUGGCGGAGGCUUUGGAUCUACUUCGUCACCUUUCGGUGGAGGUACAAGCUCAGGCAGUGGCCUGUUUGGAAAUAACUCCAGCAGCUUUGGUUCCGGUGGAGGAUUCGGAGCGAAUACCCAAAACCAGUCAAAUUCGUUGUUCUCGAAGCCCGCCGGAUCUGGGUUCGGGACUGGCACAUCAACAGGCGGCGGCAUGUUCGGAAGCGGUACCACCCCCACGGCAGGUGGCAGUGGCUUUGGAAGCACUGGCUUCGGAGCCUCUGCGAACACCGGUGGCUUUGGUAGCCCGGGCGCGGGCGGUAGCAUUUUUGGAAACAAGUCUGGAGGAACAGGGUUUGGCAGUUCGGCUGGGACCGGCGGUGCGUUUGGCUCGGGAGGUGGCUUUGGAAGUAACACGGCUACUCCUACUACUGGCUUCGGCAGUGGAACUGGCUCUGCGUUCCAGAGUGUCCCCCCGUCCGAUGGGACCGGGAGCACCCCCUUCAGUGCAUUCACUGAGAAGGACGGCGCCAGCAGCGUGACCAACCACUACCAGAGCAUUUCCUUCAUGCAGCCGUACAGCAAGUACUGCUUUGAGGAGCUGCGACUGGGUGAUUACAACCAAGGGCGCAGAUUCGGCAAUGGCAGUGGACAAGCUGGCGCGUUUGGUAGCUCGGCCUUUGGAGGCUCCGGCUUUGGUGCUCAACAACAAGGCGCCUCCACCGGUUUUGGAGGAGGAGCCGCCGCUUCUCCCUUCGGCGGCGGUGGGACAAGUGCGCCUUCGGCCUUCGGCCAGACCCAGACGACGGGCGGUUUUGGCUCUACCUCCACCAACCCUUUGUUCGGAGCUGCUAAGCCCGCCAACUCCUUGUUUGGGGGGACUUCCACCGGGACCUCUCAGGCCAGCCCUUUUGGCGGUACGACCGGAACGACGGGUGGCUUUGGAGCCGGCACAUCAGGAGGCACGGGUGGCGCUUUUGGUGGAACCGGCGGUAGCUCUUUGUUCGGCAGCAACAACAACCAGCAGCAGCAGCAGAACAAGCCUUUGUUCGGAGCUAGCGGAACGUCUACUGGAACCGGUGGUUUCGGCGGGUUUGGACAACAGCAAAACACCAACACGGCAUCUCCAUUCGGCGGCGCCAGUACCGGUGGCACCUCUUCUCUCUUUGGUGGUGCUGGUCAGCAGCAGCAGCAGCAGCAGCCGCAAAGUGGCACGGGGGGAUUCGGUGGCUUUGGCCAGCAGAACCAAGCGCAGAACCAGAACCAGACUCAGAACAAGGGACUUUUCGGCGGGUUCGGUCAAAACAAUCAGCAGCAGCAGUCCGGUGGCACCGGUCUUUUCGGCAACACCGCGGGAAGCAAUACCGGAGGGUCAUCUCUAUUCGGACAAAACCCGCAGCAAAACCAGCAGCAACCGGCCGGUAACUCUCUCUUUGGUGGAGGCACCAACAACCAGCAAACUGGAACUAGCUCUCUCUUUGGUGGCGCGAAUCAACAGCAAGGACAGAAGAGCUUAUUCGGCAAUACCACCGGCGGCACCGGCACCGGCGCCAGCCCAUUUGGUGGUGGUUUAGGAGGCACCCAGAAUCAGCAAACUGGCACCGGCGGCUUGUUCGGCGGCACUCAGAACCAGCAACAACAGAAGCCCAGUCUUUUCGGCGGGGCUGGCGGCACAGGGUCCUCCUUGUUCGGUGGCCAAAGUACGGCAGGUCAAAACACUGGAAGCUCGCUCUUUGGCAACAGCCAGCCCCAGCAACAGCAGGGCGGCGGUCUUGGUUUAGGCAGCUCUCUCUUUGGUGGAAGCACGCAGCAAGCCCAGCCUCAGCAACAGCAGCAACCGCAGCAGCCAGCCCCCGGGAGCUUGCAGGCCUCCCUUCUCGACGGAAAUCCCUAUGGAAACCAGUCCAUCUUCUCCGGCUUGCCCGCUCCAAGUGCUCCUAGCCCCGGCCCAUUGGCAACGCCGCUCUCGUCUUCAAUCAAGCAAAAGCAGCGCACUCCCUUGCCCGUUUACAAGAUCGCCCCAAGCGCCGCCAAUCGUCUCAUCACGCCGCCAAAGCGUCAAGGAUAUGGGUUCUCGUACUCGACCUACGGAUCUCCCUCUAGCGCCGGUAACACCCCCAAUGGACUUGGCAGCAGUCUUCUCAGUGGACGCGCAAGUGUCGGCGGUAGCCUUGGACGUAGCAACGGCUUCAGCAAGAGCUUUUCCACCAGCAAUCUACGGAACAGCUUUGAGCCAGACUCCCACAGCGUUCUGGCGCCUGGCGCCCUCUCGUCGGUCUCCUCCGGGCCACUUCGCGCGUCGGGCAGUAGCUUGAAGCGCCUGACCAUUGACCGCAGCGUGAGCGUCAAGAAUGAUCUCUUCUCGCGUUCAACCAGCUCGCCUACCGCUCCCCUCCCUGCCGCAGCUGAGUCGGGCCCGUCGACGGACAAGGGCAAGAAGAGGGUUAGCUUUGAUUCUUCUUCCGACGGAAUGGCGCCCGCGGCUGUCGUCCCCGCUGAAACUGAAAGCGCAGAGCCCACCCCAGAGGAGCUGGGAUUCCUGCGCUCCAUUCGUAAAAGUGGCACUAUCAACGGGGUCAAUGGCGCCGGUGGUGCUGUAAAGACGACUCCCGCCAGAGAUCUCGCCGUUGUCCCUGAGGAUGGCGCGCAAAACAUUGAAUUUGACGACGAUUCAUCCCGGCUUACCUUCUCUCCUGGAAGGGACCCUAGGCCUGGCGAUUACUGGAUGAAGCCUACGCGCGCGGAGAUCAACAAAAUGAGCCGCGAGCAGCAGAAGAACAUGGUUGGCUUGACUGUCGGUCGUGAACGAUGCGGUCAGGUAACCUUCGAUGAGCCAGUUGAUCUGACGACGGUUGACCUGGACAACAUCCUGGGUGGACUGGUCGACAUCGGCCUGCGCAAGAUCACCGUGUACCCAGACGAAGCCAUCAAGCCCCCGAUGGGUAAGGGAUUGAACGUCCCCUCGACUCUGUGCAUCGAAAACUCUUGGCCCCGAGGCAGAGACAGAAGGUCCCCAACGCCCCUCACUAGCGGCCCUCUCUUCGACAAACAUAUCGACCGCUUGAGAAAGGUCGUCAACACCGAGUUUAUCGAUUACGCCACGGAAACCGGCACAUGGGUUUUCAGAGUGCCCCACUUUACCACGUAUGGCCUUGAUUAUGAUGACGAUGAAGAUGAAGGUGAGAGCUAUAACCAAAGCACUGUGAGUGCUGCUCCUGACACUCCGACUCCGAAGGCUCAGUCCCCCGCGAACCUCGACAGUACCGUGGGCUCGGAGCAAAUGUCCACCAUCUCAACUGACGAUCCCUUCUUCAACUCGGUGGGAGGGGUUGAUGACGACACUUUCGAUUUUAAAAAGCGCAAAAUGGUCCCGGGCUCGUUUGGCAACCAGGCCAUGGAGAUGGAUGAGCAGUCCGCUUCUGGAGAAGACGAGUCUUUUUUAGGGGACGGCUCCACGGGUUCGACUACUGAGCAAGAAGGUGAUGAUAUCACCGAGAGCCAGCACUCUGGCGAGUCAGAAGUUGAAUCGUAUGAGGGUGAGGAAAUGGACAUGGCGGGUACUUUCCCCAACCUUCAUCAUACCGUGGAGCAGGACAACACCAAAAGCACCGACCACUUUACCGAGGACACCCUCCCUUCCUUGAAGCCCUGGGGCACACCUCCCAAGGCUCGUCUCGAUCUUAGUGACGACUGGGCCGAGCAAUUGCAGCGAACGAUCAGCCCCAGGAAGCAGAACCGAGAUGCACUGCGCGAAAUCCAACGCAAUGCCUUUGCCAAUAAGUCGUCCCACGAGAGCUCACCAAAAGAAAAUGGCACGGAAUCUGGACAGAAAGGGUUCUCGACGAGCAUCGACCUGAUGAAUUCGUUGUUUCAACAGCCACGCAAGCAGCAAGUAACGAGUCCCCCCAAGGAACAGAAUGCGAAGGCUGCUAAAGGCUUUGAGUGGCCUUACAGCAAAACUCCGAAGACGUUCGCUGGCGAGUCAAAUGAAUUGACCGAAGACGAUCUUGCUUUCCAUCACUCGUUCAAGCCGCGCUGGGGUCCCGUGGACUCUAUCAUUUGCGUUCAAAAUGGACUUAGCGAUGCAUGCUCUGACGAUCGAUGGCAGCCACAACUUUCUGUCACCAGUGAAGAGAGAGAUGUUGUCUUGCUCGCGUUCAAGAACACUGCCGAAUCCAGUGAGAUGCUGGAUAUUCAGAGCAAGCAGUCUGUUGUAACCCGUGUCGAUGGUAUUCCUUUCGCGCGCUUGGCCAAUGCCGAUUUCCGGCAGUUUGCCUCGGCGUCAUCGAGCAAUACAGCGUCUGAUCAAGAACGCCUUGUCUGGCAAUUGAGCAACAUAUUGUUCAACAAUGAAAUUGAAGAUGACAUCUCUGCCGGCGUUCCAGCGCAACAUCGGGCUAAAUACCUCCCUCGCAUCAAAAAGGACCGCUUGAGUCGUUUGUGGGAACGGAUCAUCCGCGAGAGACAUGCGCACACACUGGGCAAGGCCAACUCGGCCGAGGAGCGUGCGGUGUACUUGCUCUGCUCCCACCGAGUCGAGGAGGCAUGCAAUGUCUUGAUCGCUAGUCAAAAUUUCCAUCUUGCGACACUCCUCGCUCAGGUCGGUCGAGACCCCACUUCGCGCGCGGACAUGGCCAAGCAAGUUGAGAUGUGGCGCCAGCAUAAUGUAUACUCAGAAAUGACCGAGCCCAUCCGAGCGUUGUAUGAACUUCUGGCCGGUAAUGCGCUUCACAGCGAGGGAAAAUCCGGGGGUGCUCUUGAAGACCGGUUAUCGUCUUUUACUUUCACCGAGCGAUUCGAGUUGGACUGGUAUCAAGCAUUCGGUCUUCGAUUGUGGUACGCCAUCACUGAUGACGAGCCACUUGAGGUUGCUGUUUCCAAAUUUUUCAACGACCUGAACAGCGGCAAAGAGUCGGCUUUCCCCUAUCCUUCUCACCAAGACAACACCCAGGUGCCCCAAACUACGACGGAUGUCUCGGGCCGCGAAUCCCCACUGUGGGUUUUGCUGAAGCUUUACUCGACCACCGUGGGCGCUUCAAACCUGCCUGCGCUGGAACUACCGGCUGCUUUCCUGCCUGAGUCCGUGACCGGAGAUAAGUUAUCGAGUCGAUUGUCCUUCCAGCUGCACCAGCUCUUGGCUGCCACCAUUGGACACCACGAGAGCUUCAAGGCAAACGCUGCGCAAGUAGACAAGUUGGUGCAAGACUAUGCCUGGGAACUCAGCUGCAGUGGUGAACUUGAACGAGUUUUGUUUGUUCUGCUCCACCUAUCCCGGCAGUCAGACCGCGAGCGUGCCGUCAAAGAGACUCUGGCACGUUUUGCGUCCCGGCUACCUGAACCAAGCACCCCGGACGGAUCCCCAGACGCCACUUGGCAAUAUCUCACCCAAGAUCUGCAGCUUCCUGAGGGGUGGAUCUGGGUAGCCAAGGCCCUCUACGCGCGUGACGUUGGCGAUGCAGCCCGCGAGGUUGACUGCCUUGUCCGCGGCAAGAACUGGAACGAUGCUCAUGCCACUUUCUGUCGCAUCGUCGGCCCGACCGCUGUGAUUGAGCGCGACUAUUCCACGCUCGAGACUCUGGUUUGGGGCUUUGGCGAGGCCCCGGAGCGCAAAGUGCGAGGCUGGGCCACUGGAGGCGGCAUCUAUGACGACUUCCUUCAUCUUGUGACUGCCAAGCAUGGCAAGCGGGAUGCCUCUCGACUCAACCGACUUGUCAAUGCAUUGGUGACGAUGGGAGAGAAGAUCGGUCAAGCAUCUGGAGUGGAAGGGCUGGAAGAACGGGUGGCCUUCAAGGAGAUGAGCCGGGCUGUUGCCAACUGGACGGCUCACGAAGAUGGAAAGACGGUGGAUAUCUCAAAUGUCCUUGGCCUGCCUCUCACGGGAGAUGCGCGUCUUCUUCAAAUGGCAGAGAUGAGUCGGCGCUACUACAGUGUCAUCAUGGCGGGCGCCUAUUAA
Messenger RNA from Aspergillus steynii IBT 23096, 6018 nucleotides. RefSeq names its product nucleoporin family protein. The transcript has 5 exons. Gene Ontology annotation, cellular component: nuclear pore cytoplasmic filaments; nuclear pore. The coding region runs from base 1 to 6018 and encodes 2005 amino acids. Gene Ontology annotation, biological process: protein import into nucleus; RNA export from nucleus; post-transcriptional tethering of RNA polymerase II gene DNA at nuclear periphery. Lineage: Eukaryota; Fungi; Ascomycota; Eurotiomycetes; Eurotiales; Aspergillaceae. The record is from RefSeq and is a predicted model, not a curated record. Gene Ontology annotation, molecular function: structural constituent of nuclear pore.